Molecule: messenger RNA, 9351 nt
Organism: Hemiscyllium ocellatum (epaulette shark)
Lineage: Eukaryota; Metazoa; Chordata; Chondrichthyes; Orectolobiformes; Hemiscylliidae
Product: cdc42-interacting protein 4 homolog
Exons: 15
Coding region: 258-2054 (598 amino acids)
Biological process (GO): signal transduction
Molecular function (GO): protein binding
Source: RefSeq, a predicted model, not a curated record
GCUGGUGCCGGUGACGCGGGACUACGCAGCGCAGGGAAAGUCGCAGCUUGGAAUGAACCAGGGGGCUGGAGAAAUGUUUACAGUUUAAAGGAUGCCAAGCACACCAUUCAUAUAGGGAGCAGUUUCUGUAAUCAAAUUCAACCAUAGGACAAGAGACCGGACCAAGUGAGUGGAGAAACAAAAAAGGAAAUUAACAAAGAGACUGCUGAGCAAUCUUCUCUCUCCCCAGCCUGAAUUAAAGGCAGAGUUAAAACAUCAUGGAGUGGGGUUCGGAGCUUUGGGACCAAUAUGACAUCAUAGACCGGCAGACCCAAUGGGGGAUUGACCUAAUAGAGAAAUACGUGAAGUUUGUGAAGGAUCGGACGGAAAUCGAGCAGUCAUAUGCCAAGCAGCUGAGGACAUUGGUGAAGAAAUACAGCCCCAAGAGAGUCUCGAAGGAAGACCAUGAAAUGAAGUUCUCCCAGUAUCAGGCCUUCAUCAACAUUCUCAAUGAAUUGAAUGACUACGCUGGGCAGCGGGAGAUUAUAGCAGAGAACCUGAUGCAGAAUAUCUUCGCCCAGUUGUUGAAAUACUUGCAUGAAAAUAAACAGGAACGCAAGAUGCAUCUUCUGGAAGGAAGGAAAGCUCAACAGAACCUGGAAACUAGUUUUAAACAGCUGGACAAUGCAAAAAGGAGGUUCGAACGAGACUGCAAGGAGGCUGAGAAGGCAAUGCAGAAUGCAGAGAAAGCCGACAAUGAUAUCAACGCCACCAAAGCUGAUGUAGAAAAGGCAAAACAACAGGCAAAUCUCCGGAAUCACAUGGUGGAAGAAAGCAAGAAUGAGUACGCCUCACAACUACAGAAAUACAACAAGGACCAGAAUCAGUUUUAUUUUGUGGAGAUGCCUCAUGUUUUUAAUAAACUUCAGGAGAUGGAUGAAAAGCGGAUACAGAAGCUGUGUGAAGCAUACAAAAUGUUUGCAGACACCGAACGCCAAGUCAUGCCGAUCAUUGGGAAGUGUCUGGACGGGAUGACGAAAGCUGCGGAAUCUGUAAACGAGAGCGGGGAUUCACAAGUGCUGAUUGAGGCGCACAAGUCAGGAUUUGAGAGACCGGGGGAGCUCGAGUUUGAAGACUACAGCCAGAUGAUUAACCGGACUUCAUCAGAGAACAGUAUUGGUUCUCUUAAAUCGGAGCCGAAGACCGACCAUAGGACCGUUGGCAAAAGCAAGACCAAACGCUGGCCAUUCGGAAAAAAAAACAAGCUUCCACCCCUCCCCUUCUCACCUUUGAACUUUUACCCCUCGUCUUUCGCUAAUGGGCACCCGUCCCCCAAGUUCACCAGGGAUCCGCUGUCUUACUGUCUGAACGAGAUAAAGACAGUGAAACCCAGGAUCCCUUCUUUCCAAAGCUUACGGAGGGGGCUCAUUGUAUCUGAGGACUUUAGUCACCUACCCCCUGAGCAGCGUCGAAAAAAACUUCAGCAGAAGAUUGAAGAUCUGAACAAGGAGCUGCAGAAACAAGUGGACCAGAGCGAAGCAUUAGAUAAGAUGAAAGAUGUCUAUCAACGGAACCCACAGAUGGGCGAUCCAAACAGCCUUGAGCCCCGAAUAAUGGAGACAAACCAACAGAUUGACAGGCUACGGAAUGAGAUUCAGAAGUACGAGAUGUGGCUGGCUGAUGCAGAAGCGAAAUUGGUUUCACGCAAUGACAGCUACGUGCAGUACACUCCUCACUGUGACCGUUCUCCCUCCUUGAAUAACAAUGGGUCGCACGAUAAGGAAAGCCCCGACACAACUUAUUCUGAUGAUAGCGGCCAGGAACCAUUGGUGCAGCCUUCUCCUGUCUCAGAGUUUGACGAUUUUGAGGACGAUCUUGCUCAUCCAAUAGGAAGCUCAACUGCUCUGUAUCCAUUUGAUGGUAACAGCGAAGGGACCAUUCCAAUGGCAGAGGGAGAGGUGCUGCAACUGAUUGAGGAGGACAAGGGUGAUGGAUGGACCCGGGUGAGGCGGAGCGAUGGGGAGGAAGGCUAUGUACCCACCUCCUACGUGAAAAUCACCCUGAGCAGGAAGUGAGCCAGGAUUUGCCGGUGGUCAUAAGACAUUUAUCCUCUGGUUCGCAGUGUCUCAUUUUCUUUCUUUGAACCAGGAUGGAGCAGACAGAGAGCGUUCUGUGGGAUAGAUGGCUCCAUGGACAAGUGGGAGAGGGACGAGGGUUAACUGACCCUCCGUGGUAUUCACAUUGGAAAAUAAAAAACCCGAGAGUCGCUUAGUUACAUUUGUAAUACCUUUGGCACAUUAUUAGGAAAGCAUCUAUGAUCUUUCAGUCCACUGUAAGAUGACUCUGUCCAGCUGCAGUUUAUGCUGGUACAAUAGAUACCACUCUAAUGUACAUAAUAUGUAGUAAUAACUGUAUUUAGGGAUGAACAUGCUGAUCACCGAUGGCAUCUUUUAUAUAGGUAUUUUGCAUUGAAUUUGUUUUUUUUGCCCACAUUUGUGGAAUCAUUUCAGGCGAGAAAUAGGACAACAUGCAGAACAUACCCUGGAAUCUGGUUGAAGGGCUUGUACAAACCGGAUGAUGAUGCUUGCAAGGGAAGAAAUCUAAGCUGCCAAAGCACCCCGUUGUUUAAUGUCAUGGCUUUGUUAGAAGGAUAUGAAAAUCCUGCAAGAGUUGGCCCGUGCCUAUUUCAAAAACAACAGGGCGUAGGGUCACGGGAAAAUCCAAGCUCUCUGUGGGGAUGCUGGGGUCCACCUAGAUGAAACAGACUGGUGAAGGCCAACACUAAGAAGCUGCUUGCCCAAGAGUGUAGGGUAUAGACGAUGGGCUCUUCAAAUGGCUGGGUGCUGGACAGCAAAGGUCCCUGCCCAGCUCAGCCAUCGUCCUGACGGUCCUUUUAUUUUUAAACCAGCACUCGCAGCCUUCUGGGAUUUUUAAUGAACACGACUGUCGUGAUGUCUCUGGAGAUUUAAAUUAAAAAGAGGAAGGUGGCAGUCCCAGAUUCAAGUGCAUACCUGCUGUGCUUUUAUCGUAGAACAUCGACUGGAAUCAUCGCCGAGUUAAUUGGUGUUUUAAGCGUAAAUCAUUCGGGAUGCAGGCGUGAGUUGAGCACAGCUGCAAAUUCUUCCAGAGUUGAUACGUGCGUGGGGAGUACGUGACUCAAAACAUCGCGUCAGUUCUUUGGUGAUGUUUGGUGACCUGUUCGGAAUGUAGCCUAUCUGUUAUAUCCUGGUGCCACAACUACAUUAUGAAUCAUUUGUGAUUGUAUCAUAGACUAAUAAUGCACUUGACGUUACAAUAGGACAGUAACAUGAUUGUUACCCCACCUGGUUUUAAUCCUGUAAUAAAAUGCUAUUCCAACUGAGGACUCCAUGUCUUAUCACCUCUUAUAAAUACUCAACAGCUCGCAUUGAAGCUAUCUAGACGUGAUGGUUUUCCCACUGGGUUUCUGUAAUCUCAUUUGUCAUUCAGGCAGAUCCAAAACACAAUGUUGGAUGGAGAGACAUUUUGGGAGGAGUGUGGGUGAGAGAGAGAAACCUGGGAGUUUGUUCCUUUUCCACAUUUCCUCUACCUCGGUUUGAUGAUUCCAAGAAGAGAUUAAACCCUCCUCCCUACUCGUUCACUUUGAUGCACUCCAUAUUUUUCAUGCUGCGACUUUGCACAUCAUCUUAUGGAGAUGGGGUUUUUUUUAAAUAAACAGUGAAUGUUGUCCACCCUGCACACUAACUUUCAUGUUUCCCCAGAGGCCAAUGAUUGACUUUGAUCUGGGCUACUCACUGACAUCUGGCCUAGCUCACCAGCUGUGAUCAAUACAGCCAUUCACCAGAUCAAGUAAGGGCAGUGUACCGGGGUUUUAUUUUACUCAAAUGUUUCAAUUAUUUUAAUCACUCUCACGAGUCAUCCUGUCCUCCAAUUUCAGUGUGCCUUGACGAAAUACAACUUGUAUUUAUAAGGGAUCCUAAGUACAGAAGCUGUAGCAACAGACAUUGAGCUUCUGAGAGGCAAGUUAAGAGAUGUCACCAGAACGUGUGGUGAAGGUUUGAGAAGGACUUUUAAGGAAAUGAAGGGUUUUGGAAGAAAGAGGUAGGACCUGAGUCAGGAUGCAGCCCUGGUGAUGACCAAUGGGUCAUGAGACAGCCUUAGGUGGAACAGCACUUGAUCAUCGUUUGCACGCUGUGGUUCUGACAUUGCAAGGGAUCCCCAAAGAAAAGUCCCUUCCCUUCUGAGUUUACAGGGAGCCAUCACUUUGAGGCUUGUUUCAGGAGAACUUUGAAGAAACAGGUAUCUCCCUGAUAUUCCUGGCUGGGGAAAGCAGGAGAAAUCAAGAAAUAUUCUGCAAAAGUGAGGAGGAGUUUUAUUUGAGAGUAAUUUUUUUUAACAAAUAAAUCCUUUCCGCAUUGUCUUCAGUGGGGACUUGUAAUGUGUGGGGUGCAGUUUUACCCUUCUUACAAUUGGAUUGUUUCUUUCUGGUUUCAUUCAAAUGCCUAUGCAGACAGAGCUGUCAUUUAUAAUUGAAACUUGGUAAAUAAGAGCAGGAGAGAAAAUAUUCAGCCCUUGAGCCUGCUCUGCCAUUCAAUGAGAUCGAGGCUGAUCUACCUCAAUGUCAUUUUCUUCACUUCCUUUGUCUAAAGUGCCUUCUGUCUUUGGAUUUCCCCGCGGGUCAGCACAGUUAAGAAUAAAUUGCUCUGAUCACUCUCUUUGAGUGCAUUCUUUUUGCAGGCGCUUACAGUGUGGCUGGACAGUUAAAUCCCUACUCUCACUCUUCCCUCCCCUUGUGGCAAUGUGUACAGUUCAAGGGAUCUCUGCUGAGGAAGGUGGCAGUUGGGGAGAAUUGCUACCAGCUCUGCAUUCCUAAAUUAAGUGGAAAGGUGGUUCUGAUAAAUGGUCAUCGAUCUGAAAAGUUAAUGUCAUUCCCCCCCCCCCCCCCCCACACAGAUGCUGCCUGAGCCUGUUGAGUAUUCCCAGCAACAUUCAUUCUUACUGUGGGAUAAAGACCAACGCGGUCCUCCUGGUUUUGGGAAGGUAAAGGGGGGUGCAGGACAUUAUUGAGUGACAUGGGAGCACAAGGAGAAUGUGCAUCAGGUGAGGGUUCGGCAGCGCCUGGCAGUUUCCAAGUAUUCAUUGCUUCAGCCUUUGAAUAGGCCAGGGAAAAUGUCUUCCAUUGACAUACCCUUGACUCUGUUUCCGAGUCAUACAGUACAGAAACAGACCCUUCGGUCCAACUAGUCCACACUGACCAUGUUCCCAAACUAAACUAGUCCCGCCUGACACCACUUGGCCUGUAUCUCUCCAAAUACAGCCAUAGAGAUGUACAGAAUGGAAACAGACCCUUCAGUCCAACCCGUCCAUGCCGACCAGAUAUCCCAACCCAAUCUAGUCCCACCUGCCAGCACCCGGCCCAUAUCCCUCCAAACCCUUCCUAUUCAUAUACCCAUCCAAAUGCCUCUUAAAUGUUGCAAUUGUACUAGCCUCCACUACUUCCUCUGGCAGCUCAUUCCAUACACGUACCACCCUCUCCGUGAAAAAGUUGCCCCUUAGGUCUCUUUUAUAUCUUUCCCCUCUCACCAUAAACCUAUGCCCUCUAGUUCUGGACUCCCCAACCCCAGGGAAAAGACUUUGCCUAUUUAUCCUAUCCAUGCCCCUCAUAAUUUUGUAAACCUCUAUAAGGUCACCCCUCAGCCUCCGAUGUUCCAGGGAAAACAGCCCCAGCCUGUUCAGCCUCUGCCUGUAGCUCAGAUCCUCCAAUCCUGGCAACAUCCUUGUAAAUCUUUUCUGAACCCUUUCAAGUUUCACAACAUCUUUCCGAUAGGAAGGAGACCAGAAUGCACGCAAUAUUCCAACAGUGGCCUAACCAAUGUUCUGUACAGCCGCAACAUGACCUCCCAAUUCCUGUACUCAAUACUCUGACCAAUAAAGGAAAGCAUACCAAACGCCGCCUUCAUUAUCCUAUCUCCUGCAACUCCACUUUCAAGGAGCUAUGAACCUGCACUCCAAGGUCUCUUUGUUCAGCAACACUCCCUAGGACCUUACCAUUAAGUGUAUAAGUCCUGCUAAGUUUUGCUUUCCCAAAAUGCAGCACCUCGCAUUUAUCGGAAUUAAACUCCAUCUGCCACUUCUCUGCCCAUUGGCCCAUCUGGUCAAGAUCCUGUUGUAAUCUGAGGUAACCCUCUUUGCUGUCCAGUACACCUCCAAUUUUGGUGUCAUCUGCAAACUUACUAACUGUACCUCUUAUGCUCACAACCAAAUCAUUUAUGUAAAUGACAAAAAGUAGAGGACCCAGCACCGAUCCUUGUAGCACUCCACUGGUCACAGGCCUCCAGUCUGAAAAACAACCCUCCACCACCACCCUCUGUCUUCUACCUUUGAGCCAGUUCUGUAUCCAAAUGUCUAGUCUUUCUUAUUCAUGAACUUAUCCAAAUGCAUUUUAAAUGUUCUAACUGUACCUGCAUCCACCACUUCCUCUGGCAGUUCAUUUCACACACAAACCACUCUGUAUAAAAGUAAAGUUGCCCCAUAUCUUGUUUUAAAUCUUUCUCCUCACACCUUAAUAAUAUGCCCCCCUAGUUUUGAACUCCCCCACCCUCAGACCCUUGUUGUUCAACUUAUCUAUACCCUUCAUGAUUUUCUAAACCUCAGCAAGAUCACCCCUCAAUCUCCUAAGCUCCAGUGAGAAAAGUCCCAGCCUUUCCAGGAUAUUUUUAUACCUAAAACCAUCCAGUCCUGGCAACAAACUGGUAAUUUUUUUUCUGAACCCUGUCUAGUUAAGUAGUGACAUUCCUGAAACAGGGUGACCAGAAGUACAAACAGUGCUCCAGAUGUGGCCUCACCAACGUUCUGUCCAACCUCAACAUGACAUCCCAACUCCUGUACUCAGGUGUGAGUAAUGAAGGUAAGCGUACUCAACACCUUAACCACCUUGCCUAUCUGUGACUGAAAUUUCAAAGAAUUUUGUGCCUGAACCUCUCAAUCUCUCUUCUACAGCACUAUCCAGGGCCCCCUACCAUUAAUUGUAUAAGUCGUGCUCUCGUUUGCAUUACCAAAACACAGUAACUCAUAUUUAUCCAAAUUGCAUUUGCCGCCACUCGUCCCACUGAACCCAAUGAUUCAGACAACCUUCUUCGCUAUCCACUGUGCCACUAAUUUUGGUGUCAUCUGCAAACUUACUAACCAUGCCUCCUAUAUUCUCAUCCAAAUCGGUUAUACAAAUGAUAAGCAAGAGUGGCCCCGGUACUGAACACCGCUGGACACAGACCUCUGGACCAAAAAAAACAAGCCUCUACCACCACCCUCUGUCUCCUACUGUCAUACCAAUCUUGUAUCCAGUUGGCAACCUUACCCUGAAUCCCAUGUGAUUCUAACUUAGCUAAUUAGUCAAAGGCAUUACCAAAGCCCAAGUAAACAAUUUCUACCGCUGUGCCCUAAUCAAUCUUUUUGGUUACUUCAAAAAAAAACUCAGCUCGUUAAUAUUUCAACCAUCUGCUGUUACUCUUUAUGAGACUCUAUUUCCCUUGCACAAAGCCAUGCAGACUCUAUCCCUAAUUAAUCUUUGCCUCUCCAAAUGCAGGUCGAUCCUAUCUUUCAUAAUCACCUCCAACAAUGUAUCCGUCACCAAAGUCAAGACUCACCGGUCUGUAGUUUCCAGGCUGCUUCUUACAGUCUUGUUUUUAAAAAUACACAACAUUAGCCAUCCUGCAGUCCUCUGGGUACUUCACCUGUGUUUAUAGAUAAUACAAAUACUUCUGUUGAGGCCCCACAAUUUCCUACCUAACUUCCCACAACGUGCUGGGAAACACUUGAUCAGAUCCUGGAGAUUUAUCUACCUUUAUGAUUUCUAAGACCUGCAGUACUUCCUGUUCUGUAUUGCGAACUGUUUUAUCUGGAUUUGCAUUAAUGCUGUACUGUUACACAUUGGCUUUGCACACCUUCUGUAUAGGAUAACAGAACAUAGCAUUUCUUUUACUGGUAAACUUAUUGGCUCUUUUAAUGCUUCCACAAACAACGUCUGGUUUCACUCACUGGUGAAAUACCUAGCUUCAUCACACCUACAAAUAUUCAAUAAUAAUUUGAACUUGGAAACGCUGAGUAAAAUAACUCCAUGCUUACUGAACUGAAAAUAUACUUGGAAUAAUAUGGUGUAUUACUCUGUCCAUCUUUAGUGUUUAAACUGCAAAUAGUGUUUUAGCACUGCUGUGUUCUUUUAGCCUAAAAAGGUUAGACUGGUUCUGCGUAUAAUGGCCAGAUAACGCAGUGAUUCUGAAAUGGCUGAAGACUUUGAGUUCAGUUGCCAACUCCAUGUUUGCCUCAUUAAAAAGGGGAGGGGAGAAUGCCAUUGUCAAAAGCAGCUUGUGUGUUUAUGAGUUAAUGAGUCACCAUCCUAUUUAUAUUUAACUUUUAAGUUUGUAAAUUAAUUUUAAUAUAUUUCAUUAGUAUUUUAACCACCUGCUGCUACUCUUUAUAUUUUUAACACUUUAUUCAGUUGGAACAUGUUAAUUUUGUUAAGCCUUUGUAUAGCUCCCCCACUAUUCGAUCUAUUUUUGCUUAUUGGGACUGGGACCUUGAUUGGUCAACUGAAAGCAAAACUAUUGAGACCUCAAAGUGAUCCUAACAAAUCAAUCUUUGAUGAGCAUUGGUAGAGGCGUAUCCUUUUUCUUUCCCGAAAUGGUCUUUCUGGUCUUGUUCACUGUGCAAAUUCAGUGCAACACCUGAACAAAGCUCACUCUGGGAAUAUGCUGGGAAGACAUGGUAAUGUUUUCUACGUCUUAGGGUGGAGUUAAAUUAAUGCUGUUUUUUUUCAUUUCAUUCAGUCACAGGAUGUGCACAUUGCAACAUUGCUUGCCUGUCUGUAAUUGCCCUGGAGAGCAAGGCAGUGAGCUGUCUCCUUGAAGACAACUGAGUUAGGCUGUUUUAAAGGAGAGUUCAGAGUCUGCCAUAUUGCUACUUGUCUGGAAACAAUGUCUGAGCACUAAGAUUUAGCUUAAAGUUUGCUGAGGAAAGAGGUACUUUUGAAGUUUUGAGCCUAAUCCAUUGCUAAAAUACAAGUGCCAAAAUGAUAUUUGGCUCUGAAGAUGUUUACAGCAUUACUGGUCACAACAUGAUGGACAUAUGCCAAUUCCCAAAUGUAAUGAGAUUAUGACCCCCCACACCCUUGUGAAUCACAAUGGCUUGCUUCACAACCUGAGUUGAUUAUUUCAGUCUGUGUUACCUAUAGUGCAAUUUACAUAUCGAGAUUAAAAUUCAAAAUAUUCUUUCGGCUCCUCAUGGUGAUGGGUUGGAUACGGUUUCUCUCUAAUGUGUUACUGUUGCCUACUUUAAAUGUAUAACAUUUUGCAAAAAUAAUAAAAUAAUGCCUGAAACGUCAGGUACUUAUGGUAACUA